CCUUCACUGGUUAUCUGCUCUACGUAUUCAAUAUUGUGAAAUUUAUAAAAAUUUAAAAAGUUUAAACAAAAGUGAAAUAAUUAAUCAAAUAAACAUGGAUAAGUGGAUACGUGAACGUUUGAAAAACUGUCUGGACUUCGAGGUGCCUGAUGAUAUGAUCAAGUACAUUUUGUCUAUGAAAUCCUCAACGGAGUUUGAUGAGUACUUUGAAACUCUGCUUAAUGCAGAAUGUGAAGAUCACCGUUUAUUUAUGACCGAUUGUAAGCAAAGACUUUUCAGCAAACCACUGCAGAAUAAGCGUUCACCACCAACAAAUAACCAACAACAAAAGCAAGCAAAAUCUGGCCAAAACACUGCACAAAAUAAACAGAAUCAAAACACUUUAGCAUUGGACGGAAAAUUUGGUAAGCAACCACAGCAGCAACCCCAACAACCGCAGCAAUCACAAGGUGCUAAGAAGAAAUCCAAAUAUGUCAACUUAUACAGCAGCGAUGGUAGUGUUAGUGGCGAAGUGAUAAUGUUAAAAGGUCGCCGACUCUGCGAUUGUCAAGCCUCUCAGCACAAAUUAAUCAAUAACUGUUUGGGAUGUGGUCGCAUAGUUUGUGAGCAAGAAGGCAGUGGACCAUGUCUAUUUUGUGGUGAUAUUGUUUGUACCAACGAAGAAAUGCAGCUAAUGAAAAGCGAUAGCAAGAAGGGGCAGAAUUUAUUGAAAUCAUUGAAAGAGAAAGGCGGUGGAGAAUCAUUGAAAAAGGCUUUGGAACAACGCGAUCGUUUGCUCGAGUAUGAUCGAAAUAGUGAGAAACGUACGACAGUUAUUGAUGAUGAGUUGGACUAUUUUGAGGAAAAUUCAGUUUGGCUAUCCGACGCCGAGCGUGCCAAAUUCGAGCAGUUGAAGCAGGAAAUGCAUGACAAGAAGCAUGAGAGUCGCGCUAAACGCAAAAUCAAGAUUGACUUUGCUGGACGAGAAGUGGAAGAUGACCCACCUAUUACAGCUGAUUUUGAAAACCGUGUGCUGAAGGAAAUUGCGCAAGCAAAAGCUGCUGCGGGCGACAAAAAUAAUUGGUCCAACAAAAAGAACACACAAAAAAUUACACCCGACACAUGUGGCACAGAUCCAAAUAUGGAUGAUGAGCAUCGUCCCGUUUAUAAGCUUACCGCCGAAGGGAAGGCAUUAGCUGCUGAUGGAAAUAGUAAAGGUUUAGCAGAAUGUUCCUAUAAUCGUGUGCAAGAUAAGGAGUUGUUGGAAAUGCAAGAUAUGCGUCAUUGUCUUUCAAUGCAUCAACCAUGGGCAUCGCUGCUUGUGGCAGGCAUAAAGAAGCAUGAAGGGCGCGUUUGGUAUAGUGAGCAUCGUGGACGCUUAUGGAUAGCAUCAACCGUUAAAGAUCCACAUCCAGAAGAAAUUGAUGAGUUGAAAAACUUUUACAAGACUUAUUACAAUGAUGCUGACAUUAAAUUUCCGGAGCACUAUCCAACCGGUUGUUUGUUGGGCUGUGUACGUGUGGAUGAAUGCCUGGCACAAGAGGAGUACCGUGAAAUAUAUCCAAAUGGAGAGUCCGAAAGCCCAUAUGUUUUUGUUUGCUCCAAUCCACAACCGCUGCCAGUGGUAUUCCCCGUCAAGGGGCAGCAUAAAAUCUACCAAAUUGAUCCCAAAAUCCAUAACGCUGCGUGUAAAACAUUGCUUCGUUUGAAAAAUGCAAAGAAUUAAGGUGAUUGUCUCAAACACUUUCUAAAAGACGCUGAU
Zeugodacus cucurbitae (melon fly) is the source of this 1741-nucleotide messenger RNA. RefSeq names its product activating signal cointegrator 1. Gene Ontology annotation, cellular component: nucleus. Bases 95 to 1705 code for a protein of 536 amino acids. NCBI's taxonomy places the organism in Eukaryota, Metazoa, Arthropoda, Insecta, Diptera, Tephritidae. Gene Ontology annotation, biological process: positive regulation of DNA-templated transcription. Gene Ontology annotation, molecular function: zinc ion binding; transcription coactivator activity. The record is from RefSeq and is a predicted model, not a curated record. The transcript is spliced from 5 exons.